Acanthaster planci (crown-of-thorns starfish) is the source of this 3321-nucleotide messenger RNA. Its product is annotated as TLC domain-containing protein 5-like. The record is from RefSeq and is a predicted model, not a curated record. Lineage: Eukaryota; Metazoa; Echinodermata; Asteroidea; Valvatida; Acanthasteridae. Gene Ontology annotation, cellular component: membrane.
AAAGCAUUGUGUGGACGUGUGCGAGUCCACACAACGCCAUUAUACCCUACAUUAUGUGGACUUCUUUUGAGCAGAGAGGACCUCCAAAUAACGCGUUGGGCUUUCAGUGGUCCGAUGGAGGAAAACUCUUACAUCGAGCCAAUUUCGCCGAACAAUGUUGCACCAAUGGUUCGACGAGAGCGAAACCGGAUGUACCUUUCGAGGGGAUAAAAUAAAGGAACAACCCUUUCAAUUUAUAUCUUGCUUACAUCAUGCGUCUUGCUGGUUACAUCUUGCAUCAAACGACGGAAUGUUUUUAAAAAUGCUGCAAGAAGGACACUUUCACAUUUAAUUUGUGUAUAUAGGUGUCGAUUUUCAGAAGUGUAUGUGAAAGUAACGGACUUUAAUUUGUGGGUUUAAAUGUUGUGAUGUGUAGCUCAAAUUUACAGUCCACAUUUCAAAGGGGGGUACAUGUACUGUUUGCGGGAUCUCAUCUUGAGAAUCUCCAGUCAAAAUGAAUCCAAAAGACACCUCAGUGGAAUCAAGAUUCAGUUGCAUCUCUUUUACUGGAUGCAGUGUAGGGCCUACACGGUAAAAACUCAGGUGUUAAAAUCAACACUUGUUGGUGUUAUCAGAUGACCACACCAGAGGGUGUUACUUUAACACUGAUGAUGUUACUUUGCACACCUAUAAGUGCAGUUUUAGCAAUGCUGGCUUCGAGAAUUGUCCUGUAUUAUCGGAUUCCAUAUGUUGCUGAGCAAUAAUGAUAUACUCUUUGUAAGGCUGGGAAGAUUAAUCACUAUAGUCGAGGACACAAAAAGCAGAACAAAAACAGAACUGAGCAAAAACACCUACCAGCAAAAUGAAAAUAGACGUGUCGUUGCUGGUCUUGUCACGUGACCCAUUGUCAUGAAAAAUAUGAUUAGAAUUUCAUGCAAACAUCGACGAAUCUUUUUUGCUGUUUGCUUUGCCGUGAUCACUGUCUCGCUGCAUCGUUAUUGAAUAGCUCGCUGAUGAGUGUGAAGCGAAACACAUCGUAGAAAAAUAACUACAGAAUUUGGCGGUAUCACCAUGGAGUUAACUGCGGGACUCAUCCUGCUUCUGACCCUCACCGCGUUUGUGCUGUGGUCCGCCCUGUACGGCUUGUUCUGCUGGCUUCAGCCCCACCGAUCCUACGAAUGGAAUUGUCGGGUUGUGGUCUCCAUCCACGCAGUGACGGUGCUGUCUUUGUCGUCCACGUUUGGGGCUCUCUACAACCCUUGGCCGUUUACGCAUCCAGGUGGUAAAUCCAACAUUUAUGAGAUCGUCACCAUGAUCGUGUGCCUGGGCUUCUUCCUCUUCGACGUCUGUUGGUGCGUCUGGUUCUUCGACGAGGAGACCAAGAUCAUGAUCGUCCACCAUCUUGUCUCCAUCAUCGGGAUUUUCGCUUCGCUGAUCACGGGCCUCUCCGGAACGGAGGUCGGCACCUGCAUCUUUCUUGCGGAGCUGACGAACCCCAUGCUCCAGUUCCGCUGGUUCAUGCGAAGUUCCGGCGUUAAGGAUGGUUGGCUGUACGAACUGAACGACUUCCUGUUCAUGAUGAUGUUCGCCGUCUGUCGAUGUGGGAUCGGUACCUUUUUCCUCUACCGCUACACCACACAUCCUCGCCCAAAACUCUUCUUCAAAGUCGGCGGGUUGGCUCUCUAUCUGGUCAGCAUGGUCUUUUUUGGGCAGAUACUAGUAUUUGCCUAUCACAAAUACAGGAAAAUGUAUCAAAGAUGGAGAUAUGGGGACAAGACAAAAAUAGAUGGUGACAAAGCGAGAUGAUAAAAAUCAUCAGAACAGAACGACGAAACAUAAAGCCAGUAGAGAUGAGAGUUUAAUAAUUAUUUGAAAAAUGUCACUGUGUGUGGUCUUGGGUCUUCCAUGAAGACUGCUAUGGGCGAAUCCGAUGAGACGCCAUUCCGAAGGGGCCAUUUACACUCACGCAGAUGUCUCAACCUGAGCGCGUGCGCCCUCUUCGGCAAUUGACUACUGCCUAUUGGUCGGUCAAGGAGGAAUUUCACGCGCGCGCACCGCGUAGUAAUGGCCCUGUAGUAAUGAUUUCUAAUUUUGGUCGUCGGAUUUGUCUAUACGAAUGAGUCUUAUCUGUUAGUGGUAUCCACAACAGAAACGUUUGAUUGACUAGCUCACGCAGCACGUGUCCUGAUGAUAAAACUAGCCAGGGCCUAUUAAUGUAUUCUCCAAAAGUAUGUCGUUCGCGUUCAGUGGCACAAUGCUAUGCAUACAUAUACGAACAUGUACUCUCAGCGAUGAAGAAUACCGCAAUACGCAUUACAUUAUUGAAUGUACCCUCCGUGUUGUGUGGAGUUACGACAACAGCAGGUUAGAAUCCAUUUUGGUUCCGAAAUCUACCACGCGAGGGUAGAGCGUCCCUGUUGGCAUAAUUGGAUGCUUUAUUUGCGUACAGAUCAACCACUUGUCCUAUUUUGAUCUCUCGUUUGUCAUUGAUUGGCCGUGGGAGAUCAAUAUUUAUUGCAAACCAAUGUGCAAUUAAGCCGCUAUAUUUGAAACAAAAAUGAGUCAUGCAGUUUACAUGAAGUGCUAACUGUUGCUUGUUCCUUGCUUGUUUCUCACGGAUCUGGAUUGCGAUCACUGAUCCGUAUUAUGGUUCACUGAGAUCAAAAACUCCCUCGUGCAUGGAGUGGAACAGCGUCGGGAUCACUGAUCAAGAGAUACAGAUCCGUGUGAAACAAACACGCUGACAGUUGCACCCAUUAAUAGACCAGGGCUCAACGCCAGGACUGGUCUGUGCGCCUGUGGCUCUGAAAAUUCACGUGCUACUUUUUAAAAGUUUUUGUAUGAAUGAACACAAAAUUGUGACGUCGUUGCACAAGUGGUGAGUGCUUGGCAGCAGUGGCGUUCAGGGCUUAAUGCCCGUUAUUUCUCUCUCUUUCUCUUGUGCUCUCAAUUUGUCACAGUUCUAGGUGUAAGCGGAGUCUUCAUUCUGGUAUCUCUUGUGUGUGGUUUCAAACCUCUUUUUGACUUAAUGAUGUACGAAACGGCGUUGGUUAUGUCAGUCAUGCUUGUUUCAGUUGCUUUGACCACGGGACUACAUAUCAGCGACAAGGGACUACUUAUAACAUUAGGUCACGUGUCUCCGGGCAAGACACUCACACAUUUGAAAAUGAGCCGAGAGUUUGCUGGGGAAGUUAAAAGAAAUACUUCACGUGUGGUUUGAAUACUGUGCCAGCAUCAAAUUAUUUAUUGCAUAUUGUGUCUGAUCUCGGGUGUUUUAAAAGGAACAUUAAGUUUUGAUCAGGAUCACGUUGGUAUGAAAUACAAAGCAAAAUUCGAAGCCUG